This is a messenger RNA of Carassius carassius (crucian carp), 468 nucleotides long. Its product is annotated as ribonuclease P protein subunit p30-like. Gene Ontology annotation, biological process: tRNA processing. The transcript is spliced from 7 exons. Gene Ontology annotation, molecular function: RNA binding. The record is from RefSeq and is a predicted model, not a curated record. Gene Ontology annotation, cellular component: nucleolar ribonuclease P complex. The coding region runs from base 1 to 468 and encodes 155 amino acids. Lineage: Eukaryota; Metazoa; Chordata; Actinopteri; Cypriniformes; Cyprinidae.
AUGCUCUUCUUUUCUUGCAGCCUGCAUGAAAUUAUCUGCAUUGCAGUUGCUGAAAAACAGCCCUUCCAUUUUAAAAAGGCUCCAGUUAAUGGGGCUAUUGACAGGGAGGUUUUCUUUGAGACCUGUUAUGCAGCAGCCAUUAGAGACACCACUAUGAGGAGAUACACCAUUGCCAAUGCCAUCAGCCUUAUGGAAGUCUGUAAAGGAAAAAAUAUCAUAGUGUCCAGUGGAGCAGAAAGGACUCUUGAAUUGAGGGGUCCAUAUGACAUUGACAAUUUAGGGUUUGUGUUCAGCCUGUCUGAGGGUGAUGCCAAAGCUGCUAUUUCUACUAAUUGUCGAGCUGUCUUGCUUCAUGGAGAGACGAGAGCCACUGCAUCUGGUGUUGUUUACACCAUGAAGAAAACAAAAACUCCCCAGAAACAAGAAGAAUCUCCAGUAUCUAAAAAGGCCAAAACUGAAUUAUCAUAG